AUGCUCCGCUACGCCGCUCGCCCCCUGCGGGCCGCUCGAGGAUUCUCGACCUCCGCUCCCCGCCGCGGCGGCCACUCCGGCGCCCACGGCUCCGCCGAGCACGACACCGUUGAGAACUUCAUGAACGCUACCUGGCGCAACGCCUUCAUCGCCAUUGCCGCCGUCGCGCUCGCUGUCAAGUACGGCCCCUCGCCGAUUGAGGGUGUUUCGGCUUCGCCCUCGGUCUCGAACGACAACCUCGAGAAGGAGGCCGCGGACAAGAACGCGCCGUGGAUCACGCGUUGGUACGCCAACAACAUGAAGGGCGACGGCAAGCUGUGGGACGAGCGCAACGCCAAGCACCUCGAGCUCACGAUGCAAGCCGCCGACACGCGCCUGCUCUACAACGAGGCCGAGCUCCCCCACGUCUACCGCCUCAAGAACCCGUCGUCCUUCCUCCAGGCCUCGCCGCACUCGAUCGGCGUCGGAACCCAGGCCAACCUCAACGGCACCGUCAUCAAGGAGGACGGAUCCCCGGACGUCACCCUCAAGGACGUCAAGAUCUAG
Trichosporon asahii var. asahii CBS 2479 is the source of this 546-nucleotide messenger RNA. RefSeq lists its product as uncharacterized. The transcript has 2 exons. Gene Ontology annotation, cellular component: mitochondrion. NCBI's taxonomy places the organism in Eukaryota, Fungi, Basidiomycota, Tremellomycetes, Trichosporonales, Trichosporonaceae. The record is from RefSeq and is a predicted model, not a curated record. The coding region runs from base 1 to 546 and encodes 181 amino acids.